GCGGGGCCGGGGGACCCCGCGCGACCGGCGGAAGGAGGGAGGGGGCCGCGCUCGGCGCCCCGGCCGGGCCACUGGGCCACAGGCCACGCGGCCACGCAGUCCGAGCGGGAGCCGAGCCGGGCGGGGCGAGGGCAGCUCCGGGAAGGAACGUCCCAGGGAUGGAAGUGCUUGGAUGCGGUGCUGCUGGCUGCGGAUGUGCGCAAGGAGAUGGGAUGGAGAGCCUGAGUUGGCAUUCGUAUAAAUGACCUGCCUGGCUCCCACCAUGAGUGCUGAGCUCAACGUGCCUAUUGACCCCUCUGCUCCUGCCUGCCCUGAGCCCGGCCACAAGGGCAUGGAUUACCGGGACUGGGUCCGCCGCAGCUACCUGGAACUGGUCACCUCUAACCACCACUCGGUACAGGCCCUGUCGUGGCGGAAGCUCUACCUGAGCAGGGCCAAGCUGAAGGCCUCCAGCAGGACCUCCGCCCUCCUCUCCGGCUUUGCCAUGAUGUGGAACUCAUAGAUACAGAGCACCAGCUGCAGUGGGAAGCAAGUGAACCAUCUGGCAUGGAGCUGAGCCUCGGGGGAGCCACAGUGCACCUGCUUGAUUAGAUUAGCAUAGCGCCAUCCGGUCAGAUCGUUCUUCACACUGCAGGGCAGCCUGGGAAAAAUAAGUGACAAAUACAAAUCAUCAGAAACUGUAGCUGAGUCGGGGCAGGGCCCUGGGAACAGGCAAAGGUGGCCAUGGUGGAGGUGCAGCUGGAGACGCAGUACCAGUACCCGCGGCCACUGCUGAUUGCCUUCAGCGCCUGCACCACGGUGCUGGUGGCCGUGCACCUGUUCGCCCUCCUCAUCAGCACCUGCAUCCUGCCCAACGUGGAGGCCGUGAGCAACAUCCACAACCUGAACUCCAUCAGCGAGUCCCCGCACGAGCGCAUGCACCCCUACAUCGAGCUGGCCUGGGGCUUCUCCACCGUGCUCGGCAUCCUACUCUUCCUGGCCGAGGUGGUGCUGCUCUGCUGGAUCAAGUUCCUCCCCGUGGAUGCCCGGCGCCAGCCUGGCCCCCCACCUGGCCCUGGGAGUCACACGGGCUGGCAGGCCGCCCUGGUGUCCACCAUCAUCAUGGUGCCCGUGGGCCUCAUCUUCGUGGUCUUCACCAUCCACUUCUACCGCUCCCUGGUGCGCCACAAAACGGAGCGCCACAACCGCGAGAUCGAGGAGCUCCACAAGCUCAAGGUCCAGCUGGACGGGCAUGAGCGCAGCCUGCAGGUCUUGUGAGGGGCCGAGGGCCGGGGCUGGGAGCGGCCCUGUGCCCAGGAGUCCGCAGAGGUGGGGAUUUGUCAGAUGCAGACAUUUUGCAAGGCUGCUGGGUAGUUCAAGACCAAAGUUUUCCUCUUGUCUUAAUACCAUAAGGACUGGAUGACUUCUCCUGAGAUAGAACCGUUUGGUUCAAUGAGGGACUGUGUUGCUAAGAGCAUUGGGGGCAAAGCCAGGCUGGUUCCUUGGCCUCGGGGUUUCCUGGGUCGGGGACACGGUGAAGAGGCUCCAGCGGGACCUGCCCAUCAGUCCUGGGCCAGGAGGGGCUCCAAGCAGCACCCAGCAGUCCGGGGGAGUCUCAGACCCGGCAUGCGUGGCUGGCAGACCUGGGAGAGCCAGGGCAGGGUUUUGCGUUCAGAGAAGGAUUGCCCCAGAGACCCGUGGUGGACUUCAUGGGUGCUGAGUGGCCCGUGUGACAGUGAUGACACGAAGGCUUCGGCGUUUGAGUGGGUGCAGGUGCAUGCCAGGGCUUGGUGCUUCCCUGCCUGGCCCUGGAGGGAGCUGGGUGGCCUGGCUUCCGGGGAAGACAGGAGCCAGGACACACAUCAGCCCAGCAGGUGUGGGGGUUGCUGCAGCCCUCGGCAGUGGGGUCAGGCCCUGGGGGAUGUUUCCAAUGGUGGGCAGCCUGGCCAGGCCGGAGGAGACAUGUUCACGGGCAUCUAUCAGAUGCCCCCUUGAGGAGGCUGAGUUAUUUGAGGGCUGCUGCAAAGUACGCUAGGCUCAAAUUCUCUUUUCCCAGCCAGAGCCCUGGCCACACGGACUCAGUGGGGCCACCGGGGUGGGGAAAGGACCCCUCCCCCACCCCCCGCAGCCACUGGCCUCCAGCUCUUGGCCACAGAAUGGCCUCUAAGGCUGACUCAGCCGCUCCCUUGGGCUGUGGCAGCAGGAGGCGGGGGCUCUGGCUUAGGCCCCGGAGCCUGUGCAGCUUGCCCGUGGCCCUAGGCAGCGAGGGGACAGCCUGGGGGACUUCCUGCCUAGGCAAGGUCAUUGGCCGGGCCUGGCCUGUGGAUAGUGGGGCCAGGGGCCGGCCCAGGCCAAAUGAGUGCCCUCCUUGUUAUGACACCAAGUGACUACAAGGGAGGCAAGACCCCUCCAGGCCUCUCAGCCGACACUGGGUCCCACCACACACAAUGACUGUGCUGUGCAGUGCAGGUUCUGGCCUUUUCCUUGAAGGCAUCUGGUAGACCUGAAGCCACGCUCUCGGGCCGCACAUGCACGCUGCAGCACCAGCUGCCCUGAGCUGCUUGUACAACCAACCACCUUUCCCCUCUUCUCCAGCUGUAACCUGGAGAGUCAGCCAUGCCUUGUCUUUUGUUCUCAUAAAUAGUCACUGGGGCCGGGCGCAGUGACUCACGCCUGUAAUCCCAGCACUUUGGGAGGCCGAGGUGGGCGGAUCACUUGAGGUCAGGAGUUCGAGACCAGCCUGGCCAACAUGGUGAAACCCUGUCUCUACUAAAAAAAUACAGAAAAUUAGCCGGGCGUGGUGGUGGGCGCCUGUAGCCCCAGCUACUUGGGAGGCUGAGGCGGGAGAAUGGCAAUGGCGUGAACCCGGGAGGCAGAGCUUGCAGUGAGCUGAGAUGGCGCCACUGCACUCCAGCCUGGGCGACAGAGCCAGACUCCAUCUCAAAAAAAAAAAAAAAUUAGCCGGGCGUGAUGGCGGGCACCUGUAGUCCCAGCUACUCAGGAGGCUGAGGCAAGAGAAUCACUUGAACCCAGGAGGCAGAGGUUGCAGUGAGCUGAGAUCACGCCAUUGCACUACAGCCUGGGCAACAAGAGCGAAACUUUGUCUAAAAAAAAAAAAAAAAAAAAAAAAUCACUGGGCUUCUUCAUGCUCAGAUCACAUCUCUUGUAAAAGCUUAAGCUCUCUCCGGGGUCUGGGUUGGCCGUGCUGUGGAAUUCUGGGUGGCCUGGCUGGGGUCUCUGGAAAUGUGGCUGCAGCAGAGAACAGAGACCCUGACACGCAGUUUUCCGUGCUGAGGGGCCCUAGGGGAGUCACACCAAGGGUCCCCACGAGAAAGUUGUGGCAUCCCCGGGGGCCGGAGAAGAGCCCCGUGUCUUCUGAGGGGUUCGUCCUUUGUGUCCCCUGCAGACAUUUGUCUGUGACCUUUGCCCUCCAGCAUGUAUGUACUUUCCUGCAGCCUGUAGAAACGCCUCUUACGGUUUAAUAUGUGUUCGCUUUGCUAAAGAAUAUCAACAUCGGCCAGGCGAGGUGGGGCACGCCUGUCAUCCCAGCACUUUGGGAGGCUGAGGUGGGAGGAUCACGUGGGCCCAGGGUGCAGUGCAAGACCAGCCUGGGCAACAUAGCGAGACCCCAUCUCUAAAAAAAUUAUUUUAAAUUAGCCAGGCCGGGUGCAAUGGCUCGCGCCCGUAAUCUUAGCACUCUGGGAGGCCGAGGCAGGCAGAUCACUUGAGAUCAGGACUUUAAGACCAGCCUCGGCAACAACAUGGUGAAACCAUCUCUAGCAAAAAUACAAAAAAUUAGCCGGGUAUGGUGGCGGGUACCUGUAAUCCCAGCUACUCAGGAGGCUGAGGCAAGAGAAUCGCUUGAACGCAGGAGGCAGAGGUUGCAGUGAGCUGAGAUCGUGCCACUGCACUCCAGCCUGGACAACAGAGCAAAACUCUGUCUCAAAAAAUAAUAAAUAAAAAUAAAUUAGCUGGGCCUGGUGGUGCAUGCCUGUAGUUCCAGCUACUUGGGAGGCUGAGGUGGGAGGAUUGCUUGAGCCUGGGAAGUAGAGGCUGCAGUGAACUAUGACUGUGCUAGUGGCCGGGCGCAGUGGCUCACGCCUAUAAUCCCAGCACUUUGGGAGGCCAAAGCAGGUGGAUCACUUGAGGUCAGGAGUUCGAGACCAGCCUGGCCAACAUGGUGAAACUCUGUGUCUACUAAAAAUACAAAAAAUUAGCUGAGCGUGGUGGCGCGUGCCUGUAGUCCCAGCUACUUGGGAGGCUGAGGCAGGAGAAUCGCUUGAACCCAGAAGGCAGAGGUAGCGGUGAGCCAAGAUGGUGCCACUGCACUCCAGCCUGGGCGACAGAGGGUGACUCCUCAAAAAAAAGAAAAAUAGCUAAAAUAUGAUUGUGCCACUGCACUCCAGCCUGGGUGACAGAGUGAGACCCUGUCUCUAAAAAAAAAAAGAAAAGAAAGAAAAAAGAAUGUCAGCAUGUCAGCGUUCCUCCAAGGAGUGGCUUUGGGUCAAGAAGACAGGCUGGCUCUCCUAAACAAACGGCUCCCCACGGCUGGGAGAGGCAGCAGGCCCUUACUCUGGCCUGAGUCUUUUGGGAGGGGCCCUGCUGGGCCUUCUCCUGCCGCCUACCUUCCUGGACCAUCUGUGCCCCUGCCCACGCAGUACCACACUCCCCAGACUGUGGAACGCAUCUCCAGUGCCAUCUGGGGGCCAGUUACUGUACCUGGUCCCCAGGCAGAGCUCUUGGCCUGGCAGCAUCCAGGCAGGUAUUAAGUGCCCAGUGAUGGUGGCACAUGGGUGGGGACGGAGCCACAUCCAAGUCUAGCCCUCUGAUUAGGAGGAUGACAGUCUUGGAAUUUCUUGUUCUCUUUCUCCUAGGGUUCUCGUUCUCCCAGCUCCAGCCUUUCUAGUUUCGAGGCAUGAGGCAAACCAUUGCUGUGGGAAUAGCAGUGACCAUUGGUAGGGCCAUGGUGGCCGGGAGAGGAAACCUCAGGGUCACCCCAGAGCCUGUGGGGAGACGGAGGGUGAGCUGUUGCUGGAGCUGCAGAAACGCCUUGAAGGGCAGCAUGGGCGAUGAGGAAUGCCAUUGCAGCCUAGAAAUUCGGUUUCUGGAGGUUUAGCCUGAUUUUGAAGAGUAUUUAAGAACAGAGGGCUCCAGACCAGGUAUGGUGGCUCACAUCUGUAAUCCCAGCACUUUGGGAGGCAGAGGUGGGCGGAUCGCCUGAGAUCAGGAGUUCGAGACCAGCCUGGCCCACAUGGUGAAACCCUAUCUCUACUAAAAAUACAAAAAUUAGCCGGGCGUAGUGACACACGCCUGUAAUCCCAGCUGCUCGGGAGGCAGAGGCAGGAGAAUGGCGUGAACCCGGGAGGCGGAGGUUGCCGUGAGCCGAGAUCACGCCACUGCACUCCAGCCUGUGUAACAGAGCAAGACUCUGUCUCAAAAAAAAAAAAAAAGAACAGGGGCCUCUGCCUCAGUUUGCCCGGGAGCCAGCCAGGGCCCAUCCUAAUUUGGAGCACAGUCUUCCCGGUGCCUAGACAUGCCAAGGCCCCUCCCAUGUGGGACACCCUCUCCGUUUAGUACCUGACCACCUGUUUCAAAACGCAGGUGUUUCUGGUUUAGAAACUUGGAAGGCGGAAUGUGUUUUCGCGUCUUCUAGGAAGGGUCUGAUGAGGACCAGACCACGUAAGCCUGAGUGGAUCCUGACUCAGCUGCAGCCCUUACCUGCCUCGUGCUGAUGAUCUAUGCAUGGCGUUAUGUAGAUCACGUGCGGCAGAGACAGCCACUGUCCUGUGUGCGGGUUUUUAAAACAGCUGCCCUGGAUGAAACGGAAUAAACCAGUGAUGCUA
Molecule: messenger RNA, 5822 nt
Organism: Pan troglodytes (chimpanzee)
Lineage: Eukaryota; Metazoa; Chordata; Mammalia; Primates; Hominidae
Gene: ORAI2
Product: ORAI calcium release-activated calcium modulator 2
Exons: 5
Coding region: 724-1257 (177 amino acids)
Biological process (GO): store-operated calcium entry
Cellular component (GO): membrane
Molecular function (GO): store-operated calcium channel activity
Source: RefSeq, a predicted model, not a curated record